CGUCACCCUACCUCCUCGCUCGUCGUGCAUUAGGUAACGGCCAAGAGUUACAUACACAACGCGAGUGCAUGGGCAUGGCGAACUCGUCGGCGUUGAAGUUCACGGUACGCAGGCAGCCGCCGGCGCUGGUGGUGCCGGCGGGACCAACGCCGAGGGAGCUGAAGCCGCUCUCGGACAUCGAUGACCAGGAAGGGCUGCGCUUCUACAUCCCCGCCAUCCAUUUCUUCGGGCGCCACGAAGGCCGGGGCGACGUCGACCCCGCGCCGGUGCUCCGGGACGCCGUCGCCGCCGCGCUCGUGCAUUACUACCCUCUCGCCGGGCGGCUGAGGGAGCUCGAGGGCCGCAAGCUCGCCGUCGACUGCACCGGCGAGGGCGUGCUGUUCGUGGAGGCCGACGCCGAUGUUCGCCUCGACCAGUUCGGCGCCGCCUUGCAGCCGCCGUUCCCGUGCCUGGACGAGCUCCUCUUCGACCUGCCCGGCUCCUCCGACCUCCUCGACGCGCCACUCCUCCACUUCCAGGUGACACGGCUAGCGUGCGGAGGCUUCAUCAUGGCGGUGAAGAUACAGCACGCGGUGGCGGACGGGCCGGGGCUGGUGCAGUUCCUAGCGGCCGUUGCAGAGAUGGCGCGGGGAGCGGCGGCGCCGACGGUGCAGCCGGUUUGGGGCAGGGAGCUCCUUAUGGCGCCGACCGAUGACGACCUGGCGGGGGCGCCUAGAACAUUCGCACACCGUGAGUACGACGACGUGCCAGACACCAAAGGCACCAUCGUGCCCCUCGACUCCAUGACGCACCGCUCCUUCUUCUUCGGGCCCAGGGAGGUCGCUGCCGUCCGCUCCCACCUUUCGCCGUCCCUCCGUCGCGGCGCCACCACGUUCGAGGUCCUCACGGGGUGCCUGUGGCGGUGCCGCACGGUGGCGCUGGCCCCCGCCGCCGACGAGGAGAUGCGUAUGAUCUGCCUCGUCAGCGUCCGCGGCGGCCGGAAGCCGCAGCAGAGCGGCACCGUCAUUCCGGUCGGCUACUACGGCAACGCCUUCGCGUUCCCCGUUGCCGUCUCUACCGCCGGCGACCUCUGCGAUAACCCGGUGAGCUACGCCGUGGAGCUCGUGAUGCAGGCCAAGAGAGAGGUGAACGUGGAGUACGUGCGCUCGGUGGCGCGCCUCAUGGUGCGGCGAGGGCGCCCGCACUUCACGGUGGUGCGCGCGUACCUCAUGUCGGACCUCACCAGGUCCGGCAUCCGCGACCUAGACUACGGCUGGGGCAAGCCGGUGUACGCUGGCCCCGCGAAGGGCGGCGUCGGCGCCAUCCCCGGAGUCGCAAGCUUCCUCAUCGCCGUCAAGAACGCCAUGGGCGAGGAGGGCAUCGCCGUGCCCGUGUGCCUGCCCGGCCACGCCAUGGACAAGUUCACGGAGGAGAUGAGCAAGCUGAUGCGCCCGGCCUUCGGCGCAUCCUCACGGCCAUCGUCGGCCGACAACGUGUUUCCCAAGAUCAAAUCUGCGAUCUGAACUUGAGUCAAUGCCCGGCGUCCAUCGACCUAUCGAAUUGUUGGCUUGUGCUUGGUUCCCUACACUACUGUUUACUUGUCACCGAUCGAGAGACCGUUUUGUUUGUUCAAAAAUAUUGCAUUAUUCGUUCCUAAACACGUACUCCGUGGUUGUAUGAUGGCAACCCUAGAUCAAUGUACACGUAGUUUGGUUCUGCUUUGAAUUGUGAUCAAUGUACAAACGAUAUCACAUCAUUCUUAAACUUCUGCUUGAGGUCCUCAAAAGUCUUUUGACGAAGCAGGGAACCUUAUCCAUCCGAUUAUGAUAUCAAAGGGACCACAGGUUCAUACUA
Molecule: messenger RNA, 1833 nt
Organism: Lolium rigidum
Lineage: Eukaryota; Viridiplantae; Streptophyta; Magnoliopsida; Poales; Poaceae
Product: benzyl alcohol O-benzoyltransferase-like
Exons: 2
Coding region: 69-1502 (477 amino acids)
Source: RefSeq, a predicted model, not a curated record